CUUAGGGGGCGCCACCUUGUACAUAUAUGCGCAGCACUGUAUGAAAUAAAUCAGUUCCUGCUUGGCUACCGGCUGCUGCUGUACUUCCUCCCGGCCGGCGCUUCGGGCGCCGUGCCCUUUGUUCUCCGGGCGUCGCGUUCGACGUCCGAUGCCACAUUUGGCGACGAGUUCGACGGAUCCACGUAAAUCAAGAGAUAAGGUAUACAUCGACGCCGUGGCCAGGGACGCCUCGCCGGAACACAAGAAGGCGCUGCUUCUGAACGCCUUAGGCGUCGAGGGACUGAACACUUACCUGCGUGCCGCCGAAGAUGAGCAGCAGCCGGGAGCCGACCGGCCAACUCAGGAGGAGACGCCGAACGUGUACGACGCAGCCCUUGCGCUGCUCAGCCAACUUUUCGACCCUCAACCGGACGCAGCGUGUCUGCGCGCCCGCUUCAAAGCUCUGUGCCAGGGACCGGACGAGUCGGCGGUCCAAUUCAUUCACGAAGUACGCCGACUAGCCAAGCUGUGUGAAUUCGGCGCGGCGAGCGACAUCCUUGCUUACGACCAGAUCGUCUCUGGCAUCGCGUCGCCGCAGCUGAAAAGGACUUUUUACAAAUUGGGCAAGGACUUCACCGUGCAGAAGGCGCUCGACAUUGCAAAGGAGGAGGAGCGCGUUGACCGAGCCUUGCUACAGUUAUCCGGAGUUCAAGUCGACACCGUGUCGUCGCGUACAGUUCAAGAUGGCGGCGCAACUCGCCGAAUUCGUCAAAAUGGCGGGCCAAAUGGUGGCCGUCCUCCCCAAGCUUCGCCGCAAGAUGGCGCCGGCGGGACUUCGUCUGCGUGCACCUCCUCGCCCACCACUGCUGCGGACACCUCCUCUCCAGCUGCGCCGCCGGGUCGCGCGGGUGCCUGUUACCGCUGCGAAUCGACCCGGCAUUGGGCCAACUCCGCCGCCUGCCCAGCCAGGAGCCGGAUGUGUUCGCGAUGCGGACGUCGUGGACAUUUCGCGCGGGUCUGCCGCACUACUUCGGAGUCUCCGACCGGUCAUCAGGGCACAUCAACGGUGACCAAUACAGUUACUGUCCUACAAGUGGACGAACCGGUCACCGCUAGCGGACUUCUUCAUCUUCCCGUACGGAUCAAUGGAUCCAUUUUGAAUAUGCUCAUCGACACUGGAGCGGCUGUGUCGCUACUUAACGUUCAAGAUUACAAGCGGUGCUUCCCGAACAUCAAGCUUCUUCCAUCAAACGUUAUCCUGAAGAACUAUUCGGAACAAGCCAUCGUGAAUUAUGGAUACUUCAAGGCUUCCGUUUCCUACAGCGGCAACGACGCCUGCAUUACCUUUUACGUUACGGACAAAGGCAAUUCACUACUGGGGUUAGAUGCCAUCCGAGCCCUGAAGAUUAUCAUCGAGGGUGAGACUCUCUCCUGUUCCGUCGUCGAGCCAUCGGCACUUCCCGUCAAUGCAGCGUUGGAGCCUCAUCGUCCGUUCACUUCGGACUCCAGUCCUGCAGAGCAUACGUUGCUUCAGCAUGGUCGUCGACAGGGCGUGCCAGCAGUGGCAUCCGGGUUCCACCGGCGCCCGUGCCAGCUUCCUCGGCAAGGGACUGAUGCCCCGACUCAACAAGAGGUUCAUGCAGUCAUCACAAGGGCGAGCUCAUCGAACGGCAGUGCCCCUAUUGUCCAGGUGAACAUGUGUCGCGAUGAAUUUUUUCGCACUGCUCGUGAACGUGAAUUGCCGCUGUCUAAUGCCCCUCAGAAUUCAUUUUUCAUUCCUACUCAAGUGUUCUAUAGUCAACGGUACAUGCAUGCCGAUCUUGCAAAUGCUCAUUAUUGUCAUACUUGUUCUGACGGUUCUUGCAAGGGCAAUGCUUACUUUCCUGCUAAUGACAGUGUACUCGAGCCACAGGGCUCCUUCGCGGCACCAUUUCAAUGUCCGGCUGUGGUGCCCAGCCAAAAUGCUUCUUUUUCUUCUAACAUACCUUCAGUUGAGCCACCAAGCUCCUUAACGGCACCGGUUCAAAGUCCGGCUGUGGUUCCCAGCCAUCAUACUUCUACUGAGUGCGUAGUAGAGCCACCGGGCUCCUUACAGACACCUUUUCAAUGUUCGGCUGUGGUGUCCAGCCCCCAUGAUGUUUCUCCGUGCCCCGAGCACGUUUCAGAGUCGCAGGACUCUUUACAGGCACCUUACGAAUGCUCGACUGCCGUGCCCAGUCCCCAUGCAGAUAGUUCUAACAAUAAUGGACAUGAUUCAGAGCCGUCGGGCUCCCAUGCGUCGCGUUGUCAUUUCCCGUCCUCAGCCAACGCUGAAGGACGCUUAAGCGAGUCAUCUGACUCUAGUUAUUCCUCUACGCUCUCAGCUGUGCCUGAGCAGCGCGUAACUGAGCCAGUAGGCUCAUCUGAAGAUGCAGAACUUACUGCUCCGCAAGGGAGCACUUCAGAACGAAAUGCGCCGCGGCGUUCGAAACGGUUGCGUAAAAAACCGUCCAGGUUUAAGGACUUUGUGUCCUAAAUUCUUCUUUUUCACUCACUGGUUGAAGUCAGUGUGCCAUACUUGUGCAUUCUUGUGUGUAUGCUGUGCAUCUAUUUAUUGUAUAAUGGUUAUAAGUUCUACCGCUUGGUACACUGGUAUGCUGUGAAUUCUUUGUUGUAUUUUAUUUGUAUCAGUGUCUUCAGCUAGAGUACGCUGUGUACUUUGCUUUUGUUCCCUUCUCAUGCCGGUUCC
This is a messenger RNA of Rhipicephalus sanguineus (brown dog tick), 2707 nucleotides long. RefSeq lists its product as uncharacterized. Bases 149 to 2494 code for a protein of 781 amino acids. The transcript has 2 exons. Lineage: Eukaryota; Metazoa; Arthropoda; Arachnida; Ixodida; Ixodidae. Gene Ontology annotation, molecular function: nucleic acid binding; zinc ion binding. The record is from RefSeq and is a predicted model, not a curated record.